Molecule: messenger RNA, 559 nt
Organism: Meloidogyne enterolobii
Lineage: Eukaryota; Metazoa; Nematoda; Chromadorea; Rhabditida; Meloidogynidae
Source: the annotation of a GenBank genome assembly
AUGUUCAAGCUGAUGUCUGUUAUGAUGUUUUGCAAGUUUUUUACGUUGAAAAAAUUUUUUUUAAUUAAUUGUUUUUUAAAGGAUUCUGAUUAUCGAUAUAAAGUAGGGGAAUUUUUAUUUAAAAAUUAUUUUCUGGUUAAGUGGGAUAAAUAUUUGAUGACUACGACUAGAAUUGGCUAUUUGGAUCAAAACAAUGAUGUGUGUUACUAUACAGUUGGCUCUCUUCCACCUUUUCGCAACCGUGAUUUUGUGUUGCUACGUUCGUGGGCUGAUUUAGGCAAAGAAAAGUUUAUUUUGGCACAUUCUGUUUGGCAUGAUGUAUUUUUUUAUAUUCUUGUCCGCAAGUCAAUUGUCCGCAAAAAAUAAAAAAUUUGCGGACUAUAUUUGCGGACAAUAUUUGCGAACGAAUUGACAAAUUACUUGCGGACAAAUUUUGAGGACAACUUUUGCGGACUUUUUUGCGAACAAAAUAUUUGCGGAAAAUACUUGCGGACAAUAUUUGCGGACUUCUUUUACAAUAUCUUUUCAUUUCAGAAAUUUCCGCCUACCAAAAACUACA